GCACUGUGUUAGUGGGGGAACAGGAAGUUCCGGGCGGGCGCGCGCGCACCAGUCUUCAGUUUAAAGAAAGCGCCAGAACUGUGCAGUCAAGAAGAUAACCUUUGUGUCCGUUUCAAUUUAUCACUACAGGCUCCGGUAUUUCCACGACACUCUCCUUCCAUACUGAGUCCAAACCUACAGUCACUGGGUCCUGAUUGUGAAAGUGGAGCCCAGUUUGCACUGCAGGAUCCAGAGAUGGCAUCAGUGAAGCUGGAAGACUGCAGUCAAACACUGGAGCUGAAUGUCAACAUUAAAGAUGAAGAAGAGGAGGAGGAGAUUGGGAAAUCUGUUAGUCAUGGUAUGACGCCGGUAACAUCAACAGUGACGACAAACCCAGCCUGCCUCUCUCCUUCCACACUGACUCCAAACCUACAGUCACUGGGUCCUGAUUGUGACAGUGGAGCCCAGUUUGCUCUGCAGGAUCCAGAGAUGGCAUCAGUGAAGCUGGAAGACUGCAGUCAAGCACUGGAGCUGAAUGUCAACAUUAAAGAUGAAGAAGAGGAGGAGAAGAUUGGGGAAUCUGUUUCUCAUGGACUAGAAUUAAGUCUGAGGCCAGUAACAUCAACAGUAAUGACAAACCCAGCCUGCCUCUCUCCUUCCACACUGAGUGCAAACCCACAGUCACUGGGUCCUGAUUGUGACAGUGGGGCCCAGUUUGCUCUGCAGGAUCCAGAGAUGGCAUCAGUGAAGCUGGAAGACUACAGUCAAACACUGGAGCUGAAUGUCAACAUUAAAGAUGAAGAAGAGGAGGAGAAGAUUGGGAAAUCUGUUAAUCAUGGAGACCAUGUUGAGACAUUCUCUACAUCCAGAGAGCAUCAGCAGGAAGAUCACAUAGCAAAGAGGUCUCACCACUGCACACAUUGUGAGGAGAUUUUCCCAUUUCUAUCAAAGCUAAAAAUACACCUAAAAAUACAUACAAGAGAAAAGCUUUACUCCUGCUCUGACUGUGGAUCGAGUUUUUCUCGACUGGGCCACCUAAAAAGACAUGAGCGUUUACACACUGGAGAGAAGCCUUACUCCUGCUCUGACUGUGGAUCGAGUUUUUCUCGACUGGGUACCUUAAAACAACAUGAACGUAUACACAAAGGAGAGAAGCCUUACUCCUGCUCUGACUGUGGGGCGAGUUUCUCUCGACUGGGUACCUUAAAACAACAUGAACGUAUACACACAGGAGAGAAGCCUUACUCCUGCUCUUACUGUGGAAAGAGUUUCUCUCGACCGUGCACCUUACAGAAACAUGAACGUAUACACACGGGAGAGAAGCCUUACUCCUGCUAUGACUGUGGGGCGAGUUUCUCUCGUCCGGACACCUUAAAAUUACAUGAUUGUAUACACACAGGAGAGAAGCCUUACUCCUGCUCUGACUGUGGAAAGCGUUUCCGUCAACUGGGUGCCUUAAAACAUCAUGAACGUAUACACACAGGAGAGAAGCCUUACUCCUGCUCUGACUGUGGAAAGCGUUUCCGUCAACUGGGUACCUUAAAACAACAUGAACGCAUACACACAGGAUAGAAGCCUUACUCCUGCUCUGACUUUGAAAAGAGUUUAUCUUAGGAGUAAGAGAAGCCUUACUCCUUUUCUGAAUGUGGGGCAAGUUUCUCUUGUCCGGACACCUUAAAAUGACCUGAACAUAUACACACACUGGAGAGAAGCCUUACUCCUGCUCCGACUGUGGAAAGUGUUUCUCUUGAAUGUGCCAUUUAAAAAGACACCAAAGGAAAGGAGGAGGGAGCCUUACACUGAUCUGACUGUAGGAAAUGUUAAAACACCAGCUGAGCUUAAAGGUCAUUAGAGAAAAGACAAAGGAGAGAAGCCUUAUAUCCGCUCUCAAUGUGGCAAGAGUUUUUCCCAAUUGGUCAAUGUAAAAACACACCAAUGGAUACACACUUCAGAGAAGCCUUAUCACUGCACUGACUGUGGGAAGAGGUUCUACAGAUUGGGUCAUUUAAAAAGACACAAAUGUAUGCAUAAAGGACAGGCCUCAUCAGUUCUCUCAGACCAGCUAAGAUUAGACACUCCACUUAAUUCUCAUGUCAUUAAAUAAUUGGUUAUACUUGUUUAUAUGCUUAUAUAUCGGACAUGUGUGUUUUCAAAGUUCAGCGACACAAGUCUGUAAAUCAAAACCAAAUAUACAGGGUGUUGCAUGCUGUGAUCGUUGAGAAAACUGGGACAUGUAUCCUGCAAAGAAUCCUGAAUUGUCUGUAUAGGUAAUACUUGAUGCAUGAAUAAAAUAAAAAUUCUAUAAUGAAAA
This is a messenger RNA of Oncorhynchus kisutch (coho salmon), 2290 nucleotides long. Its product is annotated as zinc finger protein 239-like. Gene Ontology annotation, biological process: regulation of transcription by RNA polymerase II. NCBI's taxonomy places the organism in Eukaryota, Metazoa, Chordata, Actinopteri, Salmoniformes, Salmonidae. The record is from RefSeq and is a predicted model, not a curated record. The transcript has 5 exons. Gene Ontology annotation, molecular function: DNA-binding transcription factor activity, RNA polymerase II-specific; RNA polymerase II cis-regulatory region sequence-specific DNA binding. Gene Ontology annotation, cellular component: nucleus. The coding region runs from base 235 to 1551 and encodes 438 amino acids.